Messenger RNA from Dendrobium catenatum, 951 nucleotides. RefSeq names its product la-related protein 1C-like. Lineage: Eukaryota; Viridiplantae; Streptophyta; Magnoliopsida; Asparagales; Orchidaceae. Bases 1 to 951 code for a protein of 316 amino acids. The transcript is spliced from 6 exons. The record is from RefSeq and is a predicted model, not a curated record. Gene Ontology annotation, molecular function: RNA binding.
AUGUCUAGUGAGGACCAUUCAACCUCCUCUUCUUCCGCCAUAGGCAACGACAAUGCGACUGCCAAAGGAAACCAAUUGGCGGCGUUGGGAAGAGCCUUCAAUGAAGAGGUUGAGGCUGACCCAUCGAUCGUCAGCAGACCGGUCAACUUGCCAAGAGGGAACCAUUCAGCAUCAUCCUCAGUCCGCAGAAAUUACAAUGCCCCUACUGAGCGGGUGGCAUGGAGAAGAAUACCUUCCAAUGAAGUGCGAUCUCCUAAUAGAAAUAUUGGGAGGUUAAAUAACAAUCAUGGAACUUUCAAUAUUGAAACGAGUCCUUAUCGAGCACCAAAUUUUACGGCUCCUCAUAUAGAUUUCGGACAACCUAACCUGCAUGCAUAUGGUACGGUCCCUCCGCCAACUUUCCCAGUGCCUUUCUUUGGCAACCCCGAGCCCUCCACCAGCUCUUCAGCUCAAGGCCUCAAUAAUGUCUUCCCAUAUGCUCCUCAUUGUGCGUAUUACCAUCCAACCCACCCACAUGUUGGAUAUUUUAUUCCUCUCCAAGACAUUAAUGCAGCACAACAAUCAAAAAUUUUCAGUUGGUUGUAUAAUAUGCGAACUAGGUUGAGGAAGCAGAUUGAGUACUACUUCAGUUCGGGAAAUUUGGAAACAGAUAUAUUUCUGAAGAGACAGAUGGAUGCGAACGGUUGGGUUCCAAUAAGUUUGAUUGCUGGGUUUAGGAGAGUUGAGACUUUAAUGAAGGAAGCAAAUCUCGUAUAUAAUUAUUUAAGAUCGUACAGUUUUAUGCUAGAUUACAUCGCACCGUUGACCAGCGAUGAACAAUUCAUAUCAGACAGCAUGGAAUUCUCGGGCAAUGUGGAAGUGCAGGGUGAUAAAAUCAGAAAACGCCGUGACUGGGAGAAAUGGGUAUUACCACAAAAUCCUACUUUAUCCAAUGCUGAAUCUGCAAAUUAG